AGCAAACCGCCCCUAGCCGGUGCGAACGGUCAUAAGUCAACAUGAUCAGCUGAUCAAGAGGAAUGUGAGGGAACAAAAAAGGAAGGAUGUUAUAUGGAUUCAUUCAUACGAUGGAAUACCGGCUGUUACCAGUUUGGGGAUCGACUAGCCGUGAUAAUAUUGUGAAAUCUCCCGUAGCGGUAUCCAAAUAAAGUAUAUAAUAACUCUCACGACUUACUUCUUCUGGAUAUUCUAACUGAAUAUUACGUAAGUCAUUCCUCUAUAGCAACAGUGUUUCUCUGACUAGCUAAUCUCGCGAGCUUGUACUUUUAGAAAGUGAAAAGAAAACUAUGGAAUUCGAAGACAUUCUCUCAGAGGUCGGUGACUUUGGUCCCUACCAAAAGUCUCUUUUAUUAUAUUUUAUGGCCCCUACGACAUUCGCAACUGCCUUUUACGUAAUGAAUGUCAUAUUCUUAGUCGCCGUUCCAAAUCACUGGUGUCUCGUCCCGGAAUUUGAAGAAACCAACUUGACCAUCGAAGAGCAGAAGGUGUUAAGUAUCCCGAAAGUCACAAGAAAUGGAGAAGAACAAUACAGCAAAUGUACGAUGUAUAACUUGAACUACGCAGCCAUCCUUCGUAACAUCACGUGGUUCAACGGAUCAGCUGUCCUUCCUGAACUUCAUUCGGACCAACCUGUCCAGUCCUGCCAAAACGGAUGGAUAUACGACCGUACUCUUUAUCAACAGACCGCUGCCACAAGGUUUGAACGAAGAUGGCGGCUACACAUGAGAAAGCUCAAUGUCUCAUCUGGUUUGUCCACAUCAGUGACAACUGUUCAACGAAACUACCACCGUCAAUAUGUCAAGGAUUCUCCCUACAAACCCACCAUUAGGAGGUGGUCUCACAAGUUUCGGGAGACAGGAAAUGUGACUGACCUGCCUCGAAAUGGACGUCCAGGUGUUUCUGAAGAAACCAUUGCUAAUGUCCAGGAGACUUUCCAACACAGCCCUAGAAAGUCUAUUCGUUGUGCUUCAAGUGAACUCCAGCUACCGCCAUCAAUGGGGACUCUGCCUUCCAAUUUUCAGCUUCCCUACAUCUUAACUGUUGAACAAGUGGGGCCUACUACGAGAUCCCGUUUAGUGUGCUUAUCUUGGAUUCUGUGGACUCUAGGCUCAUGUUGUCUGGCACUAGUGGCGUUCUUGUCGCGCAGUUGGGUGACCCUAGCUCUAGUGACGUCAUUGCCUACAGCGCUGUUCUUGGGUUACUGGAAAUUCCUGACCUUCUCUCCACGUUUUCUGAUUGUCCACGGAAGAUACGACGAGGCAGCCGAGGUUUUGAAACACAUAGCAAUAACCAAUAAGAAAGAUGUUCCAAGUGAUCUGCUAGCAAAAGUUUUGGUAAGAACGUUCAGUUAUCAAACAUACAUUUUUUAUUUAAAUUUUGUUGUACAAUCCAAGUUUUUUAUUAGACUGCAACUGGUUAUCCAAACAGGGCCUAAUAAGCAGGAAUUGGUAUUCAAGAAAUGCUGAUUGGGGGUUCAAUGC
Molecule: messenger RNA, 1523 nt
Organism: Limulus polyphemus (Atlantic horseshoe crab)
Lineage: Eukaryota; Metazoa; Arthropoda; Merostomata; Xiphosura; Limulidae
Product: solute carrier family 22 member 5-like
Exons: 5
Coding region: 330-1508 (392 amino acids)
Source: RefSeq, a predicted model, not a curated record